UUAAGGGACUGUUCCACCCGCAAUCAGCUACUGUCCAUAGCUGAAUCAUUUUUUUCAUCAAGAUCAAGGUUGUGAGGAGCUUUUUGGCCAUGAAACAUCUCGUUCCCAGUCACCAGUGAUGGUGUUGUGGUUUUCAGGUUCUACAUCCUGACACGCACGAGCAUUCAACGUCACCCCGGAUUACCUCGGCAACCUAUCACUACUCCUCACGCCCAUCGUCGACAUAAGUCCAAUAUGGCCGCUUAAGUAAAGCCAGUUAGCGACAAGAAAAAAAACAGCUUGAUAAAAUAACCUGUUGCAGAAGUGUAACCUCAAAUUUGUACUCGUAACUGCCUUCACAUGCCACAAUGGUGCCACACAAUACCCCCGUUAUCAUUGGUGUAGGCGAUAUCAAGAAUCGCUCUACAGCCGUGUCCGAUGCCAAGGAACCCGCAAUAUUGAUGCUCGAAGCUAUACAGGCUGCCAUAUCCGACGCGAGUCCUAAUUCUGUCUCAGAUCUGCAGGCUGCAAUCGAUAGUAUCGAUGUAGUCAAAACAUGGACGUGGCCAUAUCCGGACUUACCAGGUCUAUUAGCAGCGAAGCUAGGCGUGCAAGCGGAUCUGAAAUGGAAACAAUAUUCCGAGCAUGGAGGCGAUAAGCCUGGAAAAGUUUUAGAUGAGGCGGCGAGGAGGAUUGCGAAAGGCGAGUGUGAGGUUGCUGUUGUGACGGGAGGAGAGGCGUUAGCUUCCUUAUCUGCAUGUGCAGCAGCCAAGAAACUGCCUCCGCCGGACUGGACGCCUCCUUCUUCAGCCGUAGAUUCAGUCUUCACGCCUACCGGUCGGGAUCUAGGAAACAAUCUUGGUGCGAUACAUAAGAUUGGUGCUCCGAUACACGUUUACCCUUUGUAUGAAAACGGGUUUCGUGCUCAUCGUGGCCAGUCGCUCCAGGCGAAUCACGAAGAGAGUGCGAGGCUGUAUGCCGAGUUUGCUCGUGUGGCAGAAAAUAACGAGGUAGCAUGGGGAUAUGGCCAGAAAACGAGCGAAGAGGAUAUUGCAAGAGUUGGGGGAAAGAACAGAAUGAUUUGUUACCCUUAUCCCCUGCUGAUGAAUGCCUUCAACACCGUUAACCUCGCCGCUGCUAUCAUCGUUACAUCCACCUCCCAUGCUACCCGUCUUGGAGUGCCCCCCUCAAAAUGGAUUUACCCCCUCGGUGGUGCGGGAACCCGCGACGCAGACGAGUUCUGGCAACGGCCCAAUUUCUACUCAUCACCAAGUAUCUCACGUUCCAUCGACGCCAGUCUGCGUGUUUCAGGUACAGCAAAAGAAGACAUUGAUCUCUUCGAUAUAUACUCUUGUUUUCCGAUUGUACCCAAGCUCGCAGCCCAGCAUCUCGGAUUGCCGCUUACGGGAGGCAAAAAGCCGCUGACUGUGCUGGGCGGGUUGACGUCGUUUGGUGGAGCGGGAAACAAUUAUUCGAUGCAUGCAUUUACGGAAAUCACGAGGCAGCUGAGAGACGGAAAGGGUCAAAGGGCAUUGGUACUGUGUAAUGGAGGUGUGGUGAGCUAUCAGUACGUUGUCAUCCUUGGGAAAAAUCCUCGGGAAGAUGGCCAGUAUCCAACGGAAAGCCCGCUGCCGGACACGAUCACCGAUGUUCCCGCUCCUGAGAUUGCGUUGGAUGCCCAAGGGGAGGCAGUUGUAGAAACAUACACUGUCGAGUUUGGUCGUGACGGGAGUCCACUGAGGGGUUAUGUCGUGGGGAGGUUGAGAGGCAAUAACAAGCGUUUCUUGGCGAACCAUGGCGACGAGAGUACGCUGAGACAUAUGGCCAGUGGUGUCGGAGAGAUUGUAGGCAAGAGUGGGUGGGUGUGGCAAGAUACUGCGAAGAAAGGACGGUCACUGUUUGCAUUCGAAAAACCUGCAAAGCUGUAAAGUGGUCUAAGAUUCAUGCAUGUACCCGAAACUUGAGACCAAGGUGUUUUUUCCAUAGAGAAUAGGGUAGUAGGAGUAAGUUAAUAAUCAUUUUCAAGUUCUACAG
Messenger RNA from Bipolaris sorokiniana ND90Pr, 2013 nucleotides. RefSeq lists its product as uncharacterized. Gene Ontology annotation, molecular function: acyltransferase activity. Bases 348 to 1907 code for a protein of 519 amino acids. The transcript is spliced from 4 exons. Lineage: Eukaryota; Fungi; Ascomycota; Dothideomycetes; Pleosporales; Pleosporaceae. The record is from RefSeq and is a predicted model, not a curated record.